Mesoplodon densirostris (Blainville's beaked whale) is the source of this 5639-nucleotide messenger RNA. RefSeq names its product nuclear envelope integral membrane protein 1 (gene NEMP1). Lineage: Eukaryota; Metazoa; Chordata; Mammalia; Artiodactyla; Ziphiidae. The coding region runs from base 29 to 1366 and encodes 445 amino acids. The record is from RefSeq and is a predicted model, not a curated record. The transcript is spliced from 9 exons. Gene Ontology annotation, cellular component: nuclear envelope.
AGUGAGGAGGAGGUGGCGUGAGGAGACCAUGGCGGGAGGAAUGAAAGUGGCGGUCUUAUCUGCAGUUGGUGCCGGGCCCUGGAGCUGGGGGGCCGGGGGCGGUGGUGCAGUGCGACUGCUCCUGGUCCUCUCCGGCUGCUUGGUCUGCGGCUCAGCCGGAAUUGAUUUAAACGUGGUCAUGCUUCAGGAAUCCAGAGUUUAUUAUAUGAAUACCAGUCAACAAUCCUGUUAUAAAAAUGUGCUUAUCCCAAAGUGGCAUGAUAUAUGGACACAGAUACAGAUUCGGGUAAAUAGUUCCAAACUGGUCCGAGUCACCCAGGUGGAGAAUGAGGAGAAACUGAAGGAGCUAGAGCAGUUUAGUAUCUGGAACUUUUUUUCCUCCUUUUUAAAAGAGAAAUUGAAUGACACCUAUGUUAACGUGGGUCUAUACAGCACAAAAACCUGCCUCAAAGUUGAGAUUAUAGAAGAAGACACCAAGUACAGUGUCACUGUGACCCGGAGAUUUGACCCCAAACUCUUCCUCAUUUUUCUCCUUGGACUUAUUCUAUUUUUUUGUGGUGACUUGCUGAGCAGAAGUCAAAUCUUCUACUAUUCCACUGGGAUGAGUGUGGGAAUUGUAGCCUCUUUACUAAUCAUCAUUUUUAUGCUGUCCAAGUUUAUGCCCAAGAAAAGUCCCAUUUACAUUAUCCUGGUAGGAGGCUGGUCCUUUUCUCUGUACCUCAUUCAGCUAGUUUUUAAAAAUUUACAAGAGAUCUGGAGAUGUUACUGGCAGUAUCUUUUAAGCUAUGUCCUUGCAGUUGGAUUCAUGAGUUUUGCAGUCUGUUACAAGUAUGGGCCCUUGGAGAAUGAACGAAGUAUCAACCUGCUGACUUGGACCUUGCAGCUGAUGGGCUUAUGUUUCAUGUAUUCCGGUAUCCAGAUACCACACAUUGCCCUUGCCAUUAUCAUCACUGCACUGUGUACUAAGAGCCUGGAGUACCCUAUUCACUGGCUGUACAUCACCUACAGAAAGAUGUGUAAUGCAACAGAAAAGACUGUCCCCCCUCGUCUUCUGACAGAAGAAGAAUAUCGGAUACAAGGAGAGGUAGAGACCCGAAAGGCUUUAGAGGAGCUUAGAGAAUACUGCAACAGUCCAGACUGCUCGGCUUGGAAGACUGUUUCUCGAAUCCAGUCUCCAAAAAGAUUUGCUGACUUUGUGGAAGGAUCUUUCCACCUCACACCAAAUGAGGUUUCUGUCCAUGAGCAGGAGUAUGGGUUAGAGAGCAUUAUUGCCCAGGAUGAACUCUAUGAAGAAACAUCCUCUGAGGAGGAGGACUCAGAUUCUCGGUACCCCGCCAUCACACAACAGAACAACUUCUUGACUUAGGUGGUUGUCAGUUAUUUUUAUGUGGAUUGGCUUGGUACCUCAAUGAUCCAGGUUGCAUGUGUUGCACAAUUGCUUCUCAAAUCUUGGAAGUUGGAUGAGAUAGUGCUGAAAUUCUCCCGCUGAAACUAGAGGCCUGAGUAGACCUCCCUCUGGAAAUGGUCUUGGUGGUCUCUGGGGUCCUGAGGAAGCAGAGUGGAUAAAGUAGUGACUAAUUCCCAACACGUCCCAUUGGUUAAGUUCUCAGCCCACCUUUAUAUUUCCGAAGAAACUGGAUUGCCACGGCUAGCAUGGCAUUCCAGCUCCUCUUUGAAAGUUGAUUCAGUCAUGGCAUUUCAAACUCAGAAGUGAUAACUGUUAUAUGUGAAGUAAUGCUUUCAGACUAUAGGCUGCAUCUUUCAGAGACAAAUCCACAAAUCUGAGCCUCUUUUACUUCUGCUUUUAUUUCAGUGACUUUAGCAUAAUCCUUGUUUUAACUGUUUUAAGAGGAAAAUAGAUUAUUAUUUGUCUGUCUUUUUUUUUAAGUGAAUACAUUUUAAAAAUGUGACAAACUCGUUCCAGAGCCAGCAAGUGCUCCAGAGUGACAAGCCCCAUAGGCCCCUACGUAUUUAUUAAUAUGGAUUAUCCAUUAAAGCCCAAGGAGUGUUAUGCUGAGCUUUGGAUUAGUUCUCAUACCUAUGAUAUUCUAAGUCCUGCCUGCAGGCCUUUCUGUAGAUGAGGUCUGUUGGGGUUUUUAUUAUAUUUAACUUGCAAUUCUAUUUUAAAAAUAAGUUUGCAUUCUUCCCUUCUAAGUCCUCGUUGCCCCAUUUUCCCUUUCAGGAAGGGUCUAUUCCCUCACCUCUGAAGUAUGUACAUUUCAGUUUGUUUCAUUUCUUAUAUUCUCUUCCCUUUGGUUAAUAAUAGCAUUGUUUCUGCUGGUUAGAAGGAGUGAUCUUAUUUAGGGAAUUUAAAUGCUUUUUAAGGUUCUCCAUUUUUCCUGUCAGCGGGUCACAUAUCUUUGAAUUGCUGUGGGAUCAAGAAACUAUCUCUUUUUCCUUUCCCUUCCUUUGUCUACCCAUUCUACCUAUUCUUUUCAGCCUUUCCGUACCACCUGUAUCCCUCCACACCGGAAGUCUGGCUGAUUUGUGAGCCUGAAACUAUCUAUGAAGGUUCUUGAUACAAUAUACAUGUUGUAGCUAUGUGGCUGCCGCAAUUUGCAUUGUCAGGAGAUAGACCUCCAGAUAAUCCUUAUGCCUCUGGGUGCUUGUGGAGAUAGACCUCCAGAUAAUCCUUAUGCCUCUGGGUGCUUGUUCAGCCAUCAGGAGCAGAUGCACUUUUCUAUGAACUUAUUGUACUUAUUUGCAAUUCCAUUUCUGACCAGAGGUUCAUGCUGCCUUUUAUUACAGUGGCAUUGGUUUCACUUUCUUUUGCCAUUGGAAAGUACCCUUAUAAACAAGCAGUGCCAUUUAUGAGGGAGCAAAUUCCCAAGUCUCUGUCAUUCGCUUGGUUCUGUCUUUGUGAUCUUCACCCUCGUACCUUGGAAAAAGCUAUAAUUACUUUAUUCAGGAAGAUAGACACUAACGGCAGGAGCACAGCAUUGGACUGACUGGCUUACCAUGAUCAUGGAGAAGGCAGAUGAUUUUUUAAAAAGCUGUAAUGACUCCUUCAGACCAGCCAUGAACAGAUAAUGUUGAAAGGUUCUGGACUCCAUUACAGACUUCCAGAAUGUCAGUUCUGAGAUUCCCCUCCAGGUGGCCAGUUGAUUUUUUUCUGCCAGUGUUUCCCACAGCUUUAAACUGUCCUAAAGUGACAACUACCUCAGUUGGCAGCAAAUAGACAUAUAGCAGAAAGUGAAAAAUAAGCAGUAUUUGGACAGAUGCCAUGGGUUAAAGUUGCUUUAUAUUAGGAAACCUUUCUAUCUUUGUGAAUUAUGUACAUGGUAACAUUUUAUCUCUCUACAAAGAACUGUUAAGACCUCUGAAAUUUACUAUUUUUUGCCUCAUUAAUAGAAAUCAAGACUUAGCAUAUUUGAGCCUAAGCUGAUUUGAAAAAAUAAUUCGGCUGUACAAAUGGUCUCUGGAUUCCCUGGAGACUUUGGUGCCUUCCCCAUAUAACUACUUAGGGACAUGGUUACUUGCCUCCAGUGUGACUUUUCCUGACUCAUGUCUUUAUUUCAGCAAGAAAGCAUUGUGAAGUAGAGAAAGAUUCUCGUCUUUUUCUGUCUAGUAAACCCCUUGUGAUAUACAGUUUCCAUCUCAAGAUGAGUUUUUCUCACUGUGUUUGAAUUUGGGAUGAGUAAAAUCAAACUCGGUUUAUUACUCCCUGUCUGGUAGUUGAAGAACUGAGCUGUAGGCAGUGGCAAUGACAAUGGGUCCUGCAGCAUGAGAGCUGCUCUCAGACAGUGAAGGACGGUGCCUCUGGUGUGCUGUGUCCUUGCCCUGUCUUCCUGUGUGGCUCUGCCCCAGAUGCUUCAGAGCCUCUGUGCGCCUGGAGAUUGCUUGACUCCAUAAACCUUUUUUAGGAGCUCUUCUUGUCUCCCUUUUGGCCACUUAGUCUGCUGGCUCAGUCACUACUUGAAGCCCCCACUUAAUUUUCAGUUACAGCUCUUGCAGUUUCAGCAUAGUCUCGUCUCAGACAGAUCUCAUCAAAGAAGGAUUGAAGGGAUAACUGUGGAGUGAGCUGGACAUUGGAGCUACGUCUGCUGCCAUGUCAGCAUCUUGCUCGGCAAAUAUCAAGCUGUAAAUUGGCCCUAGGUCUCAGGGUCCCAUCAGCAUCAGAAAUCUAUUGUCCCUAAUGGGUCCGACCAAGUUGUGUAGAGCAUGACUCCCAUUAAUGGGAAUACAAGAGCCAACUGGCCUAAAACAUUUCCCCUUCACUUUCCCACUCAGAUCACUUUCAGAAGACCCAUGGAACCAAUGACUGAUAAUAAGGAAAAUUUAGCAACUUUGAUAUCUUCUAAUAAAUUCCUAUCAGCCACUUCAUCCCACCAAAACUAGUUUAUUUCUUCCCCCAAAUUCAUGGCCUUUAUGUUAGUUACGGGAUUUUGCUGAUGAUAGACUUUGAGUCCCAGUGUUCCAUUUUGUGCUAAUACAUCCCAUUUUAGGGCCUAGCCCUCUUCAUUGACUGUUCCCUUCAACUCAAUCCCCACUUUACAUAUACAAUAGAGAGUUGAUGAAUGAAAGGACCCAAAUAGGCCAGAUAGUUCCCCCAGGCCCUGCUAUCCAUAAAAGGCUUGGGAAUGGAUUAUGCAAUUGCCCUCAAUCUUUUUGUUGUUCCAGAAAAAACGAUGGGCUCAGAUGGAUGCCUACAUAAAAAUGGUUCCUAGCUAUGUACUCAUAACUUUUCUCUGAAUUGAGUAGUGAAAGUUGAAGUAGGAGAAAAGGAAAUUAAAUGUCCUUCUAAUAUUCCUUUGGACUCAGGUCUGACAUAAGAGAUAAUAACCUAUUAUUGAAAUGCCAGGAAUUUUAUCUGAACCAAGGAGAGGACAAUUUGACAGAUUUAUUAUGCCUUCAUGUUACAUAGGCACUGAAACCAAGUAAUAAACAUAAAAUAGCCAUUGCACAGGCAAAUGCACCUAAAACCUUUUGUUUAUGUUUUGAUGUAGCAAAAAAGUGGUGUUCCGGGGUAUCUCUUGGUAACUUAGCUUAUGGAUUCAGUUGCUAUUGAGUUGGAUUCUAGACAGUUAAUUACCUUGAAAAGGGAGUUUGGUGCCUUAUAUGAUGGGAGCCAGAGCCUGCUGGGAAUAAACAAAGCGGAUUCACACCAGUGUCAACACACAGCUUUAGUGGGGAAGGGGGUGGCACACAGUAUCCCCAAAUUUAGGACUUUUGUCUCCCAUACCCCCCGCCCAUGUGUCUCAUCUUCCUUUUCACACUCUUGACAAUAACUUGAAAAUGGUGAAACCACCUUCUCCGAAAUUUUCUACAGCAUGGACAACAUUCUUUUCUUAUUAACAUAAUAGAUAGCUCAUAAUGUGAGUGUUAGAACUGUUACAGCCUGCAGUUGCCUCCCUUUAUCAAGUUUCUAGAAUUGAUGGUGAAAUAGGGAGUUACUGGGUAAGUUUUAGCCUGUGGGUAAUGCCUUAGUGGUUUUUUUUUUUCUUAGUGUUAUUUUAAAAGAUUUGUCAUUUAUAUUUAAAAUAAGUUCAUGAAUGUUUGAAAGCAACAAAAUGAUCAGGGAUGACUCUUUGCCAUGGGUCUCAUUUUCACUCUUUCCUGCAAGAAAAAACAAUGACGUCUUAUUAUAUAUUUUUUCAUUUUUAUUGUACAAGUUUGUAAGUAAUCCCAAUUUUAAUAAA